AUGUUACUCUUGUUGGCUCUGUUUUGUUUUACAAUGGAUGCAUGGCGUUGGCCAUGGUCCUCUAAAGCCUCACCUACCUUGGUCUACGUGGGUACGUACACGGGAGAAGGGGCAACGGACAGCAAGGGUAUUUACGCGUUUUCGUUCGACGAUGCCAAAUCAGUAAUUACACCGUUAGGAUUGGCCGUAGCCACAACCAAUGCAUCGUAUGUUCUUAUUCAUCCAUCACAAAAGUAUGUUUUUGCUGUUAAUGAGCAAGACGAUGGUAAGGUAGUCGCAUUCAAGGUCGCUUCCACACAGACAGGACAAUUGACACUAAUCAACGAUCAAUCUUCUCGUGGCAGUGGUCCAUGCUAUCUCUCUACAAAUAAAGCAGGUAAUUACAUAUUUGUUGCCAAUUAUAAUAGUGGCACUGUCGCUGCUUUACCCGUUGAUACUACUGAUGGUAGCGUUAAAGAAUCGACAGGAUUCGAUCAGCAAACUGGAUCUUCCGUUAAUCCUGAUCGCCAAACGUCUCCCCAUGCUCAUUGUAUUUUGCUUGACAAGCGAGAAGAGUAUGCUGUAAGCGCAGAUUUGGGUUCAGAUCAAAUAUAUUCAUAUCGAUUUACGCCUGCUGAUGGCACAUUAGAACGAGCGGGAAUAACGAAGGUUCCAGAACCUGGCAAUGGUCCAAGACAUUUAGUGUUUAGUGACGAUCAAGAAUUUGUGUACGUAAUGAACGAACUAAUGUCGUCGAUCACAGUUUUUAAAUACUCUCCUAUCAUGCAGCCUGUUCAAACCAUUUCCACCCUACCUUCUAAUUUCACAGCGUUUAAUACUGGUGCGGAAGUUCUAGUUCAUCCGACUUCCGGCAAAUUCCUGUAUGCUACAAAUCGUGGCCACGAUUCGAUAGCUGUUUUUUCAGUAGAUCGUGGAACUGGGCUUUUAUCUCUUAUUCAACACAUGAGUGUUCAAGGGCGAACACCUAGAAAUUUUAACAUUCUCCCGGAUGGAAAUCAUCUGAUUGUUGCCAAUCAAGAUUCGAACAAUUUGGUCGUCUUUUCAAUCGAUACAACUACCGGCAGAUUAACGGCCACUGGUGCGACUGCUGAAGUGAAAACACCGACAUGUAUUAAGUUUCUGAACACAUGA
Didymodactylos carnosus is the source of this 1131-nucleotide messenger RNA. Lineage: Eukaryota; Metazoa; Rotifera; Eurotatoria; Philodinida; Philodinidae. The record is from the annotation of a GenBank genome assembly.